Paecilomyces variotii is the source of this 291-nucleotide messenger RNA. RefSeq lists its product as hypothetical. The record is from RefSeq and is a predicted model, not a curated record. Bases 1 to 291 code for a protein of 96 amino acids. Lineage: Eukaryota; Fungi; Ascomycota; Eurotiomycetes; Eurotiales; Thermoascaceae. The transcript has 3 exons.
AUGUCUACAACACUUGCCAACAAAACCCCCCUCAACGGCACCGGCUACUCGUCAGAAAGCGAUGACGGUCAAGCCCAGGGUGGUCGGAGAGCAGCCGCUCUCUCUACGCUCCCGCAUCCUCCUACUUCUGAUAACUUGUCCCGACCUGCUGGAGGCCUCCUCAAAGGCGCCACCGACAAAGAAGGCAACUUGAAAGACGCCGGUCUGAUGGUCGGUAUCAAGCUCGAUCUAGAAGCUGAAGUUCAUCUCACUGCAAGAGUUCGUGGUGAUGUCGUUAUUGGCUUGUACUAG